Messenger RNA from Acanthisitta chloris (rifleman), 725 nucleotides. Its product is annotated as interferon regulatory factor 4-like. Gene Ontology annotation, molecular function: RNA polymerase II cis-regulatory region sequence-specific DNA binding; DNA-binding transcription factor activity, RNA polymerase II-specific; protein binding. The record is from RefSeq and is a predicted model, not a curated record. The annotation marks the transcript as partial. NCBI's taxonomy places the organism in Eukaryota, Metazoa, Chordata, Aves, Passeriformes, Acanthisittidae. Gene Ontology annotation, biological process: regulation of transcription by RNA polymerase II; immune system process. Gene Ontology annotation, cellular component: nucleus. The transcript has 3 exons.
ACUGUCGACUCCACAUCUGCUUAUAUUACCGUGAAAUACUGGUGAAGGAGGUGACAACUUCUAGUCCUGAAGGUUGUAGGAUAUCCCAUGGCCAAAGUUAUGAGGUCAGCAGCCUGGACCAAGUUAUCUUUCCUUAUCCAGAGGAUAAUGGCCAGAGGAAGAACAUAGAAAAACUACUGAACCACCUGGAACGAGGAGUAAUACUGUGGAUGGCACCUGAUGGCCUCUAUGCUAAGAGACUUUGCCAAAGCAGGAUCUACUGGGAUGGGCCUCUGGCGCUCUGCAGUGACAGACCCAACAAGCUGGAGCGGGACCAAACAUGCAAACUCUUUGAUACUCAGCAGUUUUUAGCAGAGCUGCAAGCCUUUGCUCACCAUGGACGUCCGCUGCCGAGAUACCAGGUUGCUCUGUGCUUUGGGGAGGAAUUUCCAGAUCCACAGAGGCAGAGGAAACUAAUUACAGCCCAUGUUGAACCAAUGUUUGCCAGGCAGCUGUAUUACUUUGCUCAACAAAACAGUGGACACCUGCUGAGAGGCUAUGAUUUACCUGAACUUGUGACUAGUCCAGAGGAUUAUCACAGAUCUAUUCGCCAUUCCUCUAUUUUGAGUGUUUUUAAAGGCACUGCAAAGUUUGUGCAGAGUGGAGGAGCAGAUCUGGGUCAUGAUUUUGAGAUCCACAUCACAGCUGGAUGUGUUCAGGGGUUCAAUGAUAGGAAAGUGAACUAG